Messenger RNA from Thermochaetoides thermophila DSM 1495, 1098 nucleotides. RefSeq lists its product as uncharacterized. The record is from RefSeq and is a predicted model, not a curated record. The transcript has a single exon. NCBI's taxonomy places the organism in Eukaryota, Fungi, Ascomycota, Sordariomycetes, Sordariales, Chaetomiaceae. Bases 1 to 1098 code for a protein of 365 amino acids.
AUGACUCAGACCGCCAAACCCAAAGGCGGUGCCCGCCUCUCCGGGACCUCCAAAUCGACGACCUCCAGCAAAUCCCUCCCACACCCCUUCAUCCCAGCGCCAAAGGCCCUCUCCCCCUUCACUGACACGCUUCCCAAGUCCUCAACCACCGUCUACAUCACCCACAUCGAUCCGCGGCCCGCAACCUUCAAGCGCAACAUCUUCCUCGUCCCCAUCUCCGUCAACAUCGCCGUCGUCGCCCUCUUCUGCUGGCGCAUGUGGGUCAUCGCACCCUACUACUUCUUCCUUUUGGCCUCCAUGCUCGGCUACGAGAACCACACGACCAUACGCGCAGCCGACCUGGCUUGGGGCGAGCUAGCCCGCGUCAUCGGCCGCCGCACCUUGACCUUCAUGAUCGACUUUUUGCUGGCCAUCUUUGUCUGGCCGUGGCCGUACGAGUUCGUGUUUGGUGCCAGCGCCGGCGAGGCAGCGGGCCGCGGCAGCCCUGCGCUCUGGCGGUGGAAGGUUGGGUUCCGUGAGAAGGAAGUGUACGUGCGGCGUAGUCGCAGCAGCUGGAGCAAGGUACUGGAGGGCCGGGACAUCCUAGACCGUGAUGGCAAGGAGAAUCGGGAGGCGCGCGAGGCGGUGAUCAAGAGGGUACGCGAGGCGACGCAACCGAUGAUUCUGCAGCGCAAGACAGGCUAUGUUACCAUGGAUGGCGAAUGGGACCUGGACUGGAAGGCGAUGGUAGAUGCGACCAAGCUGGUCGACAAGAAGGAAAUCGAGCUGGAGGAGUUUGGCACCGUGGCGCUGUUGUGGCAUGAGGAGCACGGCUGGAUCAGCAUCGACCUGGGGCAGGGUGACACCAAACAGCAGGAACAGAGGAGGAAGCAGCUGGAAGCUUUUAGAAAAGCGCUGGCUGCCCUGGACAAGGAGGAGCUGUUCUUCCGCUGGGUCGAGAUGAUCCAGUUCGAGACGACCCAGCCGGGCGGCUUCACCCCCGAGAGGCAGGUUGCCGCGGCGAAGAAAGUCAGGGACAUGUUUCACGAGCAUGGUGUCGACUUUGAUGGGCUGUGGAAGGAAGCCGUUGGUACGGAUGGGCUGGCUGGCAUGCCAUAG